This is a messenger RNA of Pisolithus orientalis, 2249 nucleotides long. Its product is annotated as cytochrome P450. NCBI's taxonomy places the organism in Eukaryota, Fungi, Basidiomycota, Agaricomycetes, Boletales, Pisolithaceae. The transcript has 10 exons. Bases 144 to 1928 code for a protein of 594 amino acids. The record is from RefSeq and is a predicted model, not a curated record. Gene Ontology annotation, molecular function: monooxygenase activity; iron ion binding; heme binding.
CCCCCCCCUUCUCCCCAUGGUCCCCUCUGAUUGUCAGAAAGUCGAUCCCUUCGACGGUUCCCUUACUCGUCAGCGUCGUCUCCUUAAAUCUCGCUACCCAGUAAGUGCUUCCUUGUCUCGCCCGUCCGCCCUUUUCUUCCCUCAUGGCGACGAGUCUCCCAGACGGCAUCCUUGCCAUCCUCGCUGCUGCACUUGCAUGCCAUCUCAUAUUCAACCGCUAUGAGCCCGUGGACCCUCUCUCACACUUGGCUCUCCUCGGCAUGCCGCCGCUUGCCCUCUCGCCCCUUCUCCGUACUGCCUUCCCUUCUACCUUUCACACCAUCCUCGUCGCAUUCACCCUCUACUACUCGUUUCUCAUCCUCUCUGUCGUCGCCUACCGUCUCUCCCCUCUCCAUCCCCUCUCCGGAUACCCUGGUCCCAUUCCCUGUCGCAUCUCCAAGUUCUGGAUGGCCUGGAUCUCCUCAGACGGAAAGCAACACGAAUACUACACUAGGCUGCACCAAAAGUACGGGGAUGUUGUCCGAAUCGGGCCAAAUGAGUUGUCCAUCCGAGAUGUCGACGCAAUCGAUCCGUUGAUGGGUGUCAAUGGCCUUCCAAAAGGUCCACACUGGGAUGGUCGCAUGGCAGAACAGACCUCUGUUAGAGCACUCAUAUCCAUUAGAGACACGCACGAACACAUGCGUCGUCGAAAACCCUGGAACAGGGCUUUCCGCGUCGCAACAAUGAAGGGUUACGCAGAAAUCCUCGCUAAUCGAGUCCACGAUUUCGUCUCGCAGCUAGAGAGACAGUCCGGUCCAGGACAUAUCAACCUCUCUGAGUGGAUCAGUCGUUUUACAUUCGAUUUCAUGAGUGACAUGGCGUUCGGAGGAGGCUCGGAAAUGCUGCGGGACGGCGAUAAGGACAACACCUGGCACCUCCUCGAAAGCGGAUUACCGCUUGCGCUCGUGCUCAGCCACGUACCUUGGUUGGGAAAAUACUAUGCAUCCCUUCCUAGCAUUGGAGAAGAUCUCAAGAAAUUCCGGUCGUAUUGCCAGGCGCGCGCGCUCCGCCGUCACGCACAGGGAUCACAAACCAAGGACUUGUUUCAUUACCUGAUUGAUGAAGAAGGCAUCGAACGUGAUCCACCCACAUUUGCCGAGGUAGCUUCCGACGGCGUGCUUGCCAUUGUCGCGGGAUCGGAUACGACGGCGACCACCCUAAGCUGCUUGUUUCACUCGCUCAUGGCGAACAGGACAGCGUACCGACGGUUACGGGACGAGGUGGACAGAUUUUAUCCUCCAGGGGAAGACGCCAGUGCGGCGACACACCAUGGAAAGAUGAAAUAUUUGACAGCUGUCAUAAACGAAGCACUUAGACUGUAUCCGCCCGUACUCAGUGGGAGCCAGAGAGCAGUCCCAAAAGGGAAUGGAGGGAAACAGGUUGGACCGUACUUCUUACCCGAGGGGACGAGUGCCUUUGUGCACUUCUAUUCCAUUCAUCGCGAUCCCCGGUACUUCUCCCCUUCCCCUGAUGCGUUUUGGCCCGAGCGGUGGCUCUCCGAGGAGGACCGCCAAGCACUCGGAUAUUCCUACCCUAAAUCAUCCCCAUCCUCUGACAAAUCGACCAAAAUACCCUCCUUCAUUCACAACCCGAGCGCGUUCAUCCCGUUCUCCUAUGGUCCCAUGAACUGCGUCGGCAAAAAGCUUGCACUUCAGGAGAUACGGACGCUCGUGUGUUGUGUGAUGCAGGGAUUCGACUUCAGGUUUGCGGAUGGCUAUGAUGUAACGAGGUGGGACAGGGAGUUGAAUGAUUUUUUCGUUUCCAUGAGAGGAGAGCUGCCGGUGGUGAUCACUCCGAGGGGGCAAGGAGAUGGUGUCGGGUCGGGUGACAAUGAAAAACGUGGAUAUGCGUUCCCCUCGGCUAUAGGCGGAGCGAUCGUUGAGAGGUAGGAGAACCGCGUAGCGUGGGUCAAAGUAAUGUUUCAUGAUCGAUCCGUCACCGGACUGUACGAUGGAGAUGCUUUGGACGACCGCCGACGACCUUUGAGACGAAACUAAACGUGAUUUCAUUUCAUGGUAACACAAUGUUCAAGGCAUGGUUUUUGGAAUGUUCGAUCUAGCUAUACACAUACAUAUAUCGUUUUCUUUUCCCUUGCUCAUCUUAUCCUUAUGUAGCUGUGGUUGCUUUAUUGAUUUUUAAAAGGCAUUCACGUGGAUUGUGAUCGUUUGUAUAGUGACACUUGGCGCUCUGAUCGCGGCGGUGAAUAUGAG